CCAUGGGACGCACCGUCGCGCCGGCCGGGACGGAGGACAGGGCAGGAGCCUAUGAGGUCGUCAGCGCCUCGCUCCUGGACGGAGACUUCCGGAACCUGAGGCGCAGCGCCCACGGCGAGAAUCACCCAGAGGUGCUGACUUUUCGAAUACAACUGGAGAGCGAGGAGCUGAUCUUGAAUCUGGAACGAAAUGAAGGCCUCAUUGCCAGCGGUUUCACGGAAACGCAUUACCUGCAGGACGGCACGGAGGUGUCCCUCGCUCGGAACCACACGCUGUUACCUGAGAAGCUCACAGCCCAGCGCCUUCCUGAGGCCCGAGAGGAGCUGGAUGUCACCCAUGGAAGCACCCUCCUGCCUCCAGCAAAACCUGGCCUUGGCCCGAUGAGCCGGGACAGGGGACUCAUUACGUUUGAAAAUAAAAGCUACGUCCUAGAGCCGAUGGACAAUGUAACCGACAGAUACAAGCUCUUCUCGGUCGAAGCCCUGAAGGGCGUCUGGGGUUCGUGCGGGUCGCAUCCCAGCGCCUCGGGCCCCACUGCGGGCGGCGGGCACCCACCGCCCUCCCGGACGCGGCGUAAGAGAGAGACCCUGCAGAUGACCAAGUACGUGGAGCUGGUUAUUGUAGCCGACAACCGCGAGUUUCAGAGGCAAGGAAAAGACCUGGGAAAAGUGAAGCAGCGACUAAUAGAGAUCGCGAACCACGUGGACAAGUUUUACAGGCCGCUGAACAUCCGCAUCGUGCUGGUGGGCGUGGAGGUGUGGAACGACAUCGACAAGUGCCCCAUCGGCCAGGACCCCUUCGCCAGCCUGCACGAGUUCCUGGACUGGAGGAAGGCCAAGCUCCUGCCUCGCAAGGCCCACGACAACGCACAGCUUGUCAGUGGGGUCUACUUCCAAGGGACCACCAUCGGCAUGGCGCCCAUCAUGAGCAUGUGCACGGCGGAGCAGUCCGGGGGCAUCGUCAUGGACCACUCGGACAGCCCCCUGGGCGCGGCCGUGACGCUGGCACACGAGCUGGGCCACAACUUCGGGAUGAACCACGACACCCUGGAGCGCGGCUGCAGCUGCCGGACGGCCCCGGACAAGGGGGGCUGCAUCAUGAACCCCUCGACCGGGCAAGUACUCUCGCCUCCAGCGGCUUCCAGAGUCGGGCCGCAGCUUGACAGGCGUGUUGGGAAACAAUGAGCAGGAAACUCCCCG
Messenger RNA from Myotis lucifugus (little brown bat), 1199 nucleotides. RefSeq names its product disintegrin and metalloproteinase domain-containing protein 12-like. The transcript has 10 exons. The record is from RefSeq and is a predicted model, not a curated record. NCBI's taxonomy places the organism in Eukaryota, Metazoa, Chordata, Mammalia, Chiroptera, Vespertilionidae. Gene Ontology annotation, molecular function: metalloendopeptidase activity. Gene Ontology annotation, biological process: proteolysis. Bases 3 to 1184 code for a protein of 393 amino acids.